GCUGACUUACCUCUCAAUAAAUGCAGAGUUAGGGGCGAUGAAGAAGCCUCUUACACGGAAAUGGAGAAUUUAAUGGCUCAUAUGCAUUCGCCGUGAACUCUGAAACGCUUCCUUUAGUUCAUAACCAACGCCUUUGAUUUUCCACCUACCUUCAACAAAACUCCUCUACUAAUAUCUAUAUAUCCCUCCACUUUCUCUUCUCUUUCACCUCCUCUCCUCCUGGUUAUGGAAAACUUACAAGAUUCAACCCACCAACAAAAUCCCAUUACUCAUAAUCCUCCUCCUGUCUGGGAUUGUGGAAGCACUCUUUAUGAUUCCUUUGAGCUCAAAUCUUUCGAGCGUCAACUUUAUUCUGCUAUACAUUCCAGAACUUUAUCCAUGCCUCAUUUAACUGAUCGACGAGUGUCAGCGCCGGUUGAGUAUUCUCUUCCUCCUCCUGUAUCCAAGAAGCCUUCUAAAAUUUCUCGCUCACUUCCCAAGUUCUUGAAAUCCAUGUUCAAGUCUAAACAGAAUUCUAGCGGCAUUUUUGGUGUUAAAAAUCGACCCAGCCAUGAAUAUUACGUCGUUUAUGAUAAGUCCGGUGCUCUUUCCACUAUCCCUGAGGGGCCGGAGAUUAAUUUUGGUGGAUUCUCUCCGGAGAUUAACUCCUUGGUGAGGCGAAGUGGGUCGGAGAGGUUUACGGCCACUUCCAUGAUGGGUAUUUCAUGUGCUUAAUGAUUGUCUAUAAAUCAUAUGAAUAUAGUUUUUGUCUAAUUAUAGAUUUUCUUUUCUAAUUUUUAGCAGUCUAUAUUAUUAAUUUCUUUAUUUUCAAUUCCAUGCAUGUUGUUGUUGCUUAAGGGUUCAAACUUUGACCCGUUUUAAUGGUUUAUUAGAAUAAUGAUCGAUGACGAAAGUCAAUUAUAUGCUUA
Molecule: messenger RNA, 908 nt
Organism: Manihot esculenta (cassava)
Lineage: Eukaryota; Viridiplantae; Streptophyta; Magnoliopsida; Malpighiales; Euphorbiaceae
Exons: 1
Coding region: 226-714 (162 amino acids)
Source: RefSeq, a predicted model, not a curated record